AUGGAAAGUGGUGUGGAUCAGACCAAACAUCAGUGCACUUCUGCAGCAGCAGCAAGCAGAAGCUGGGACAUGGAUGGGAUGGUUGUCUCUGUUCCAGUUAGCAGAGGUCAGCAACACCCACAGUUUCCAAUCUUGGAGUGUCUCCUCCUGGCAGCAAUGGCAUAUGAUCGAUACAUUGCCAUCUGCAAACCCUUAAGGUAUACAGUUAUUAUGAACAAGGCCCUGUAUAGCCAGUUAGCAGCCUCAUGUUGGAUUGGUAGUUUCCUCAAUUCAGUGGUGCAUACGGUACUGACAUUCCGUCUGCCAUUCUGCAACAACCAGAUUAAUUACUUCUUUUGUGACAUACCCCCAUUGCUGAUCUUGUCUUGUGGGGACACUUCUGUCAAUGAACUGGUGUUGCUAUCCAUUGGAGUCUUCAUUGGUUGGACUCCUUUACUGUGCAUUGUCCUUUCCUACGUUUACAUAAUCUCCACCAUCUUGAGGAUCCACUCUUCAGAGGGGAGACACAAAGCCUUUUCUACAUGUGCCUCUCACCUGGUCAUUGUCCUUCUCUAUUAUGGUAGUGCCAUUUUCACAUAUGUGCGGCCCAUUUCAUCUUACUCAUUGGAGAAAGACAGACUGAUUUCAGUAUUGUAUAGUGUUGUUACUCCCAUGCUGAACCCUAUAAUUUACACAUUGAGGAACAAGGACAUCAAAGAAGCUAUGAAGACAAUAAGGAGAAGGUGGCAGCCACCAAGUCUUGGGAUGUAA
Molecule: messenger RNA, 750 nt
Organism: Ictidomys tridecemlineatus (thirteen-lined ground squirrel)
Lineage: Eukaryota; Metazoa; Chordata; Mammalia; Rodentia; Sciuridae
Product: olfactory receptor 5V1-like
Biological process (GO): G protein-coupled receptor signaling pathway
Cellular component (GO): membrane
Molecular function (GO): G protein-coupled receptor activity; olfactory receptor activity
Source: RefSeq, a predicted model, not a curated record